GCUCUGCGCACUGACACAAAGACAGAUGCUUACUCGAUCUACAACCAUUACGUGCUGCUUUGGCACAAACAAAUCAGAUUCGUGCGGGGUUUAGUAGAAGGAUCUUUCUUUGUUUUGGCCGUAAAGCAGCAUUGUUGACUCGGCUUUGUUAUGGUUCUGUCUCUUGUUUGGGCCGUGCAUGAAAUGUAGGCCAAACGAGACGAGCCUUGGUUUGCUAACUUGGAUUCUUGACACUUUUUCUCUUCGUUUUCCGCAUCAGUUGCACUGCAAUCGGAUCUAACGCAAAGGCGACAACUGUACGGCGCUCACAUGGUUCAUUGAGUCUCUGCUGAGAGUGGCAUCCCACAGAACUGCCCUCAUCUGCCAAGCUCGCCGCUCUGGAAGGCUCGCAAAACUCCCACAAGUGAGAUUCAGCAUUCUUACUGAGGAUGGCUUGUUUCGAGGCUGAGGUCAGUAUGCACUGUUAGUCAUUGUUUCCAGUCACUCUGACGGCUGUGUCUCUGAGCUUGAGCCCAGGGAUGACAUGGAAACACAACCUGCUGAUCUCUGAACACAAGGCCGAGCAGUGAGCUAAAUCAGGGACGUGGAAGGGGGAAAGCAGGCCAUGUCACGGGUUCCCACACCCCCUCCCCCAGGGGAAAUGACAUCAGGACCUGUGGCGGAAAGCUGGUGUUAUACACAGGUGAAAGUUGUGAAGUUUUCUUACAUGUGGACGAUUAACAACUUCAGCUUCUGUCGGGAGGAGAUGGGAGAAGUCGUAAGGAGCUCGACCUUCUCCUCAGGCCCCAACGACAAGAUGAAAUGGUGUUUGCGAGUGAACCCAAAGGGUCUGGAUGAUGAGAGUAAAGAUUAUCUCUCUCUGUACUUAUUGCUUGUCAGUUGCCCAAAAAGUGAAGUGAGAGCAAAGUUCAAGUUUUCUUUACUGAACGCCAAAAGAGAAGAAACUAAAGCCAUGGAAAGCCAAAGAGCCUACCGCUUCGUCCAGGGAAAGGACUGGGGCUUCAAGAAGUUCAUCAGGAGAGAUUUCUUGCUGGAUGAAGCUAAUGGACUUCUUCCUGAUGACAAGCUCACUCUGUUCUGUGAGGUGAGUGUGGUCCAAGACUCCGUAAACAUCUCUGGCCAGUCAAACACAAACAUGCUGAAGGUUCCGGAGUGUCAGCUUUCCGACGACCUGGGUAACCUGUGGGAAGGCUCCAGAUUUACAGACUGCAGCUUGUUCGUGGGAGGGCAAGAGUUCAAAGCGCACAAAUCCAUACUGGCAGCGAGGUCUCCCGUAUUCAAUGCCAUGUUUGAACACAAAAUGGAGGAGAGUAAAAAAAACCGUGUGGACAUCAGCGAUGUUGAACCGGAUGUAUUUAGGGAAAUGAUGGUAUUUAUUUACACUGGUAAAGCUCCUAACCUGGAGAAAAUGGCCGACAACCUGUUAGCUGCUGCAGACAAAUAUGCUCUGGAAAGAUUAAAGGUAUUAUGUGAGGAGGCUCUCUGUAACAGUUUGUCUGUAGAGAAUGUGGCUGACAUCCUCAUUCUGGCUGACCUGCACAGCGCAGAGCAGCUUAAAGCACAAGCCAUAGACUUCAUUAAUAGAUGCAGUGUUCUUAGACAGCUGGGCUGUAAAGAUGGGAAGAACUGGAAUAGCAAUCAUGCCGCAGACAUAAUGGAGACCGCAGGUUGGAAAGCGAUGAUUCAGUCCCAUCCUCACUUAGUGGCCGAGGCAUUCCGGGCUCUCGCUUCAGCCCAGUGCACCCCUUUUGGUCUGCCUAGGAAACGGCUAAAACAGUCCUGACCUUUGCCCUCACAGACUGCUUAGAACAAAACGCAUGAGGAGGCAACUACCCCACCGAGCCCGAUUUCCCCCUCCUUUUUGCCCCCCUCUUCACUCACCCGUCGCCCUUACCAGAGACCGGAUAGAGGAGCUAGUUCAAACUACAGUGCUCAAAAAGAAAUGGACUUCGCCAUGCCGUUUACUUUGGGCAUAAUUCAAAAAAUGGCCUUAAAGGAUCUGCCCCUUUGCUCCUUGGUGUCUCUACUUGUAAACUUGUGGUCUGACGUUUCAAAAAAAAACAACAACACAAGUAUACACUCACUAAACGCAUACCCACGCACACGCAUCGAGUGCAAAGAUCGUCUCCACUGACACUUUUAAAGUGAUGAUGUUGCUGGCAGAAUGUCACAUUGUAUGUCUAUCAUCAUUAAAAUUGGCGUAAGUAUUAACUGAGGUUGCUGUAGAAUAAUUGGUGAAAUGUGAUGAAAUUCACAUUAUGAGUAUUACACGAGAACGGCUAAAGACGUCGAUAUUUUGCACCAACUUAAACUAAUGGUAAAUAUGAAGAUUUGUUUACCAUGUUGUUUACAGAACUUGUUUUCCCCUUUUUCGCACAGUUAGUUUUGACUUUAGUUGAAGUUAUUUUCCAUGGUUUAACAUACUCUAUGGAUCAGGAGAGUUCUUUGUGUUUGAAAAAAAAAUGUAUUGUGGUUCAAAAGAAGUUUG
Molecule: messenger RNA, 2488 nt
Organism: Sinocyclocheilus anshuiensis
Lineage: Eukaryota; Metazoa; Chordata; Actinopteri; Cypriniformes; Cyprinidae
Product: speckle-type POZ protein-like B
Exons: 13
Coding region: 605-1783 (392 amino acids)
Molecular function (GO): protein binding
Source: RefSeq, a predicted model, not a curated record